Messenger RNA from Hippocampus comes (tiger tail seahorse), 1112 nucleotides. It is a transcript of the gene cldn15la, whose product is annotated as claudin 15-like a. The coding region runs from base 310 to 972 and encodes 220 amino acids. NCBI's taxonomy places the organism in Eukaryota, Metazoa, Chordata, Actinopteri, Syngnathiformes, Syngnathidae. Gene Ontology annotation, cellular component: bicellular tight junction; membrane. The transcript has 5 exons. The record is from RefSeq and is a predicted model, not a curated record. Gene Ontology annotation, molecular function: structural molecule activity.
CUAAGCUUUGGUUUGUCUUUCACUUUUGAAGGCUUGGGAUGUCAUUGAGGGUGCGGCGUGGCCACGGCAAUCGAUACUCAGUGAGAUGAGGAGGAGGUGGGGGUGGGCCGGGCGUUUUAUGGCCGCCGUCAGAGAGCAAAGUCUUCUCGCGUCAACACGCCGUGAUCUUUCGGUGCGAGGUUUACAGGUCGCUUUGUUGAUCGUCGUCUUGGUCUCCUUCUUAGCCGUUGGGACCCUUCCUGGGCAGACUUGGUCAACUUCUUCAUCUUCUUCUUCUUGCUGACCGUCGGGAACGUUGGUGCGGCGACAAUGUCGACAGCAGUGGAGGCGACGGGCUUCAUCAUGUGCCUGCUGAGCUGGCUGCUGACGGGCGUGUCGCUGGCUAACGACUACUGGAAGAUCUCCACCGUGUCGGGCAGCGUCAUCAUCUCGCAGCGCCAGUUCGAGAACCUGUGGCACUCGUGCGCCGAGAACAGCGCCGGCAUCGCCGAGUGCAAGGACUUCGAAUCUUUGCUCUCGUUGCCCGGUCAUGUCCAGGCAUGCCGCGCCCUGAUGAUUGUGUCUUUGGUGAUGGGUUUGGCUUCCAUGGUGGUUUCUCUACUGGGCCUCAAGUGCAUCAAGAUCGGCUCCGCCGGAGACACCUCCAAGGCCAAGAUGGCCGUCACCGGAGGCAUCCUCAGCAUCCUGGCCGGUGUUUGCUGCAUGACGGCAGUGUCGUGGUACGCCAGCAUGGUGGUGCAGGACUUCUACAACCCGCUCUACAUGGGCGUCAGAUUCGAGCUGGGCGUGGGUCUGUACUUGGGCUGGGGAGCCUCCUGUCUCUCCGUGCUGGGGGGCGCCUUGCUGUGCACAGCCUGCAAGAGGGCGUCACCUGCUGGCCACAAAAGUGGUUACUACGGCAACGGUCCUCCAGCCAAGGUCUACAAGGCCACACCUACGUCGGAGGCGGAGACGGCCAGAGCUUACGUCUGAAUAGACACACACAUACACACACACAAAAACACACGACAUAUUUUAACUGAGAUGAUGAUUUGCAAACAGUCCACCUCAUAGCUUUCAUGACAUCACAAUCAUGCUUGGGUGAAUAAAGGAGUGCUUUUGUCUUUUCCAUA